AUGUCUGUUCAUAUGAUCUUGGGAGUAGAAUCAUUUGUUCCUAAAAGACGUUUAGCACAUUCCUCAAUUCUCGUAGAAGAUAAGCUUUAUUUUUUUGGCGGUUUUGAUGCUGAGGAUUUUCAAGUUGCGAAGGAAUUAUUUUAUCUUGAUGUUUCUCGACCAUUUGAUAAAUCAAAUAAACCAUGGGUUUAUCUUACGAGCAUUCCAUUUGGAAGUCUAUGGGCAACUGUUGCAUAUAAUAAUAUAAAUAACGACUCAAAUAUUUAUUUAUUUGGAGGCUACAUGAUAGAUGAAUUUGGUGAUUUGUUUACAUCGAUUAUACAUCGGUUUAAUAUAAAUUCCUCAACGUGGAGUAUACCUACCGUUGGCGGAAAUUCGCCUGAAAGGCGAAGAAGUAUGAAGGCUGUUAGUAACAAUGGAAAGUUAUAUAUUUUUGGUGGAAAAAUCGAUGAACAAUUAGGUUCACAAACAACCCAUUUUUUUAACGAAAUGAUCAUUUUUGAUACUGUCAGGCUAUCAUGGUCAAUUAUUUCUUCAGUUGGCGCUCCUAUAGCACGAGCUUUAUAUACCGCAACAUUAUUACCGAAUGGUUUCAUUGUAUAUAUUGGUGGUCAGGCUAAUAAAAACGGAAAAUUAAGUGAAAUAGAUAUGGGCGGUGAUAACACUGGUGAUGGUGUUAGUGUUGGUUUUUCCAAUUCAUUGGGUGGUAUAUAA
Messenger RNA from Funneliformis geosporum, 714 nucleotides. The record is from the annotation of a GenBank genome assembly. NCBI's taxonomy places the organism in Eukaryota, Fungi, Glomeromycota, Glomeromycetes, Glomerales, Glomeraceae.